AUGGUGAGCUUCCAGUGCGAAGACUCUGUGCCACUAUGGCGUACCACCUGGGCCAGCAACCCCAAACUGAUCAGCUCGCAGAGUUGCAUGACCGAGGAACAGAAGUAUCAAGGAGCUCUUUACAAAAACAAAAAGGCAAAGACUGCACCAACAAACACACAGUCUGCGCAAAAGGACAUGGCUUACGCAGCUUACGUGGAGGAGGUCGCCGACUAUGAGGGAUGGGAGGAUGUACCGGCCGCACCACCUCACGCUCCCAGCCCGCCAGCGACUUUUGGUGGUUUCAACGUCUUCGACUAUCAGGUGAACGCAACACCGAGCGCCUCCACCGUCGCAAUACCACAGGCUGUUGGUCCAGCCCAGGAACCUGCAGAGAGCACGGAGCUGGUGCGAUACGAGUACAAGCGGGAACCCUACCAAGAUAUCGAUGCGGACAUGAUGGCCGACGACGAGGCCCUCAUCCAGUACGGCUCAGGCCCUGUACCGGCCGAGGCCAACUCCUAUGAUACGCCUGCACCCAGGAGGGAACGAAAGAAGGCAAGCAAGGAGGACAAGAAGGACAAGAAGCGAAAGCGUUUGCACGUGGACACCCGUGACCUCGAAAUGCCGGAUGCGCCCAUCCUUCACUCUGAUCUAACCGGGGGACUGAACCGCCUCAUGAGCAGGCCGCAUGCCUUCCCCCCAUCACCUGACUAUUCGGGUUCUGGCGGAGAGGUUGCUGAGAACCCUGCGAGUCCAUUGAAAAAGUCGAAACAUUCCAAACACCACAAGUCCAGCCGGCCAGAUAGUGGGAUUUUUAGUGGUAUUACCUCAAUGCUUGCAAGCGGGAACUCGAAAACGGCAACCAAAUCCAAGAAGCGCAAGCACACUUCCACAACAACGUCAGCUUCCACCAAGAAGCGUCAUUCCCACACCUCAAAACGACUAGAAGGUGCCAAGGAGGUUAAGAUGCUCGAGUACAACAAGAAUGACGAGGGAGAGUCCAGAGAUGGGCCAGGCACUUUGGUCGUCUACAAGCCUCAGGCAGACUUAUUCUUUAGCCUGGUCAAGAAGGGUCUGGACAGCCACCGCGGCUGCAGUGUGAGCAAGGCUUUGAGACGAUAUCACCGCGAACGCAGCAACACCGGCCACGACGUGUCCAGGUCAAGGGAAGAGAAGGAGCUGUUCCGCUCGCUACGCCUGCGUCGCAACGAGCAAGGGGAGAUCGUGUUGUACAGCGCACCCGACGAGGAGUGA
This is a messenger RNA of Diaporthe amygdali, 1236 nucleotides long. Its product is annotated as lyar-type c2hc zinc finger. The record is from RefSeq and is a predicted model, not a curated record. Bases 1 to 1236 code for a protein of 411 amino acids. The transcript has 3 exons. NCBI's taxonomy places the organism in Eukaryota, Fungi, Ascomycota, Sordariomycetes, Diaporthales, Diaporthaceae.